Messenger RNA from Anthonomus grandis grandis, 1267 nucleotides. RefSeq lists its product as uncharacterized. Gene Ontology annotation, cellular component: nucleus; transcription regulator complex. The transcript has 2 exons. Lineage: Eukaryota; Metazoa; Arthropoda; Insecta; Coleoptera; Curculionidae. Gene Ontology annotation, molecular function: DNA binding. The record is from RefSeq and is a predicted model, not a curated record. The coding region runs from base 235 to 1182 and encodes 315 amino acids. Gene Ontology annotation, biological process: regulation of transcription by RNA polymerase II.
UUUUCUUCAAAUCACUAAGGCUACGGUUAUAGUGCAUGCGUGUUCUGACGAACUGGCGUUCGGACGAACUCGUCAGAACACGCGCGAACAAACAAAUAAACAGCAGCAAACUAUAGUGGUUACGUUAGGAGCGAAUUGUUCGGCCGAACCCGCACGAAUUCGUCAGAAGAAUAGAUCUUUCAAAUAAUUUUGUUUUUUCGGACGAAUGUAAAUGCGAAUUUGAAUUGUAAAAGUAUGGACGUGGAUAAAUUAAUUAGUUUAGUUCUUGAAAACAAAAGUUUAUGGGACAUGAAGGACAAAAGUUACCAUAAUAGAGAUCAAUCUCGACAAAAAUGGGAAAAGAUUGCACAGGAAAUGAAUACAAGUCAAACUGUCAAAAAUAAGUGGCGUGGUCUAAGAGACACCUAUCGCAAAGAAUUUAAAAAAUGCACAGAAACUCGAUCGGGCCAAGAAGGGGGCAGAGGAAAAGAAUCGACAUGGCCGUAUUAUACAGCUAUGCUGUUUCUGAAAGAUCAAUUCGCCCCUAGAAUUAUGCAAAGUAGUAUUCCAGAACCCGAGGCUGACGGAGAGCUUGAAAACGAUGUUGGAGAAUUCGAUGAUAGCAGUGAAGAUGACUUGGAUGAUGAGUCACAGUUGAGCGCAAUUGCAUCAAGUAAUUCCAAAACAGAGAAAAACUUUCGGUCACAAUCACAGCGUGUAGCCCCCGACAAUCCCGACAUAACUCCUCAGACUAAACGUGCCAAAAUUGCAAAGUCAAGUGCUUUUUCCAAGCUUCUGGAAAUUGAACAGAAAAAGUUGGAGGAAUUUAAAAAGAAAAACGCUCCGGUUACCAAGAAAGUAGACCAAGAAGAUGCUGAUUAUCAUUUUUUGAUGAGCUUGUUGCCAUACCUUAAAAAUGUGCCAGAAGAGAGGAAAAUGAUCGUGAGAAAUAAGCUGCAGCAAGUAUUUUGCGAUGAGCAAUAUUUUCAACAACAAAAAAGCUGUGGAAACACCUAUCCAUCUUCACACUAUUCAUAUUACAAUAAAUCUUCAGAGCCAAUGCAUAACACUAGGCCGACUUCUUCAUGUUCCCUCCUGACUACCCCUUCUGGACCUAGCAGUGUAGAAACCGCAGAGCAUGACAAUAUUAAUACCUACACAGACUUAGCAACAUUUUUUUCCUCACAUAACCCUGGACCGUAAUAGGAUUUCGUAUAAACUUUUUCAAAAUGUAUUAACAGUAUUAUUUUGUAUUUAAAAAAUAUGGUUUGUAGAUAAGAAAUAAGAA